This is a messenger RNA of Mitosporidium daphniae, 360 nucleotides long. Its product is annotated as 50S ribosomal protein L28. NCBI's taxonomy places the organism in Eukaryota, Fungi, Microsporidia. Gene Ontology annotation, cellular component: mitochondrial large ribosomal subunit. The transcript has a single exon. The coding region runs from base 1 to 360 and encodes 119 amino acids. The record is from RefSeq and is a predicted model, not a curated record. Gene Ontology annotation, molecular function: structural constituent of ribosome.
AUGAGGCCACGCAUCACCAAACAGGGAACCCCCGUCAUACAGGGAAUACUCGCUGGCGAGCGUGUACUGCAUGGCUACCGAUUCACAAAGUUUUCCAAAACAAAGCGUCUUUUUAGGCCAAAUGUCUGCGAGGUUUCCUUUUUCUCUGAAAUCUUAAAUAGAAGCAUUACAUUUCCCGUUUCAGGAACUGCUCUCAAUAGAAUAGAAGCGCUGGGUGGCAUUGAUAAUUAUCUUCUUAAAAGUAAAAUUUCCGACAUCGCUCCAGACGCAAUAGCUUGCAAAUGGAGAAAUUUUAUCGCGGCCGUUCAAACGGGAGCCAUCAAAAUAGGUGGCGGCUCACAUGGCACCUACCUGACAUAG